CACUUUGUAAAAAUGGUAUGCAUGCUAUGCCAAGUUCUAUGUGAGGAAUUUCUCCCUUGCCUAUUUUCAUCACCUACCCUUUGUGAAUCUGGACAAGGUCUGGCUGAUAGGCGCGCACAGCGCAUAUGAAUGGCCGAAAUAUCGAUCGAUCAUGACGAAAUCCCACCCCUCAAUCAACUUUUCGGCGUUCGCGGCGGAGGAACAUGGCCGCCAACGGAGGACUUGUUCUUCCCGACGCCGAAACCCAUUCUAAUCGAGAAGACAUCGUCCGUGGCUCCGUCGAUUUCAAAGGCCGACCCGCAACCCGAUUCAGAACGGGCCGAUGGAGAUCCGCAUCCUUCAUCAUCGGAGUUGAAGUGGCGGAGAGGUUUGCCUAUUAUGGGAUAGGGGCGAACCUCAUAAGCUAUCUGACCGGGCAUCUAGGUCAAUCGACGGCGACUGCCGCUGCUAAUGUGAACGCCUGGUCGGGAACGGCCUCUCUUUUGCCCCUCUUAGGGGGUUUCGUUGCGGACUCGUUCCUUGGCCGGUACCGGACAAUUGUCAUCUCCUCCCUGCUGUAUGCCCUGGGGCUGGGCUUCUUAACUAUCUCUGCUGUCAUUCAUUUUGGGUCUUCUGACUGUCAACAUGCUCCAAAGUUAGGUGCCUGUCCUCCUCCUACGUUCCAAGUUAUCUUCUUCUUCUUUUCUCUAUAUCUGGUGGCACUAGCACAAGGUGGACACAAGCCUUGUGCCCAAGCUUUUGGGGCUGACCAGUUUGACAGUCAAGACCCGCUAGAGUGUAAAGCCAAAAGCUCUUUCUUCAACUGGUGGUAUUUUGGCUCGUGCUUUGGUGUUAUGUUUACACUAUGGAUUCUGAAUUACAUUCAGGACAACCUAAGUUGGGUUCUUGGGUUUGGAAUCCCUUGUAUCAUUAUGGGUGUUGCUCUUGUUGUCUUCUUGAUUGGAACCUUUACUUAUCGUUUCCGUCAAGACAAUGAUGAGAAAAAUCCCUUUGUGAAAAUUGGCCGUGUGUUUGUCAAUGCAUAUAGGAAUCGCAAGACCAAAUUUACAUCCAUAUCAUUGGAACAAGAGAACCAGGGAAUUCAGCCUAGUGAAGGCUCUCAGCAGUUCAAGUUCCUUAACAAGGCACUGUUGGCUCCCAAUGGUUCAGAGGAUGGAAAAGUGUGUAGUAUCAGUGAGGUUAAUGACGCUAAGGUCAUUCUCAGACUUGCUCCAAUAUGGGUGGCGUGUUUAGUGUAUGGCAUUGUGUUUUCACAAUCAUCCACCUUAUUCACAAAGCAAGGAGCUACAAUGAACAGAUCCGUUGGAUCAAAUCUUGAAGUGCCUGCUGCUACACUGCAAACCUUCGUUAGCCUUUCUGUUGUCAUCUUUAUUCCUAUAUAUGACUGGCUUUUUGUUCCUAUUAUGAGAGCUGUGACUGGGAAACCCUCUGGAAUAACAAUGCUUCAAAGAAUGGGAACUGGAAUAUUUUUAUCUGCUCUCUCAAUGGUGGUUGCAGCCGUAGUGGAGAAGAAACGUCUUCAAACUGCUUUGGACUUUGGAUUGUUUGACAAGCCCAAGGCAACUGUUCCCAUGAGUGUUUGGUGGCUGGUUCCUCAGUAUGUGAUGUUUGGCAUUUCAGAUGUAUUCACCAUGGUUGGGUUGCAAGAGUUUUUCUAUGAUCAGGCGCCCAAGGAAUUGAAAAGCAUAGGUCUUUCUUUGUACCUCAGUAUAUUUGGCAUUGGCAGCUUCUUAAGCAGUUUUCUCAUCUCUAUCGUUGAACAAGCCACUCGAAAAGAUGGAGAAAGUUGGUUUUCAGACAACAUGAACAAGGCACAUCUCGACUAUUUCUAUUGGCUUCUUGCCGGUCUUUCUGCACUAUCAUUUUUGGCUUACCUAUAUGUUUCAAGAUCAUAUAUCUACAAUAGAGCCAAUGCCAUAUAACAGGAGUGUGGGGUGAACCAUUGCUUACAUCGAAUUAUUUCCAUUUCAUGUGAAGUCCCAAUUCAACUGUUGUUAAAGAACCGGCUUGGUAAUGUACUUUUCGGCUUAUGAAUUUGUACUCAAAUUUUGUUUAUUUAGAACUUUAUCUUAUAGUGUCUACUCAAUUGAGUUAUACUCCGUAAUAGAAAAAACAUGACAAUGUGAAAGCUACCCUUUAUGCUAAACUUCGUAUAAAUAAAUAGACAUUUGUUUU
Cuscuta campestris is the source of this 2175-nucleotide messenger RNA. The record is from the annotation of a GenBank genome assembly. NCBI's taxonomy places the organism in Eukaryota, Viridiplantae, Streptophyta, Magnoliopsida, Solanales, Convolvulaceae.